AUGGGCCCCAAGCGAGUUCUUAUCACCUAUGGAGUUGAUGUCGAUGCUGUCGCUGGAUGGCUUGGCUCGUACGGCGGCGAGGAUUCGACCAACGACAUUAGUCGGGGAAUGUGGGCGGGUACUAUUGGAACGAGACGUCUACUGAAGCUUUUCAGCAAGUACAACAUUAAGACAACAUGGUUCAUCCCUGGCCAUUCACUAGAGACUUUCCCAGAGGACAUGGCAGCUGUCCGAGAUGCAGGACACGAAAUCGGACUGCAUGGUUACUCGCACGAGAACCCAACAGAUAUGAGCAUUGAGCAACAGCGUGAUGUGCUUGACAAAACAUACCGUAUGCUCACUGAGUUUGCGGGAAAGCCCCCAAGAGGAAGCGUAGCGCCUUGGUGGGAAACCAGCAGAGAGGGUGCCCAGUUACUUCUUGACUAUGGCAUCGAGUACGACCACAGCAUGAGUCACGAAGAUUGCCAGGCAUACUAUCUGCGAACGGGCGACACUUGGACCAACAUCGAUUACAAGCAGAAGGCUGAGACCUGGAUGAAGCCACUUGAGCAUGGUCCCCAGACGGGACUAGUGGAGAUUCCAUCUAACUGGUACAUUGAUGAUCUGCCACCAAUGAUGUUCAUCAAAUCUGCACCGAACAGUCACGGUUUCGUCAAUCCGCGGGAUGUGGAGGAUAUCUGGCGUGAUCAUUUCGACUAUUUCUAUCGAGAGUAUGAUGAGUUCAUUUUCCCGAUCACAAUCCAUCCGGAUGUCUCUGGUCGACCACAUGUGCUUUUGAUGCAUGAGAGGCUCAUUGAGCAUUUCAAGAAGCAUGACGGUGUAGAGUUUGUCACGAUGGAGCAGGUCUGCGACGAGUUCAAGAAGAAGAAUGCUCCUCCUCCAGGGGCUCUGAUGCCAGCUCCUGUGGGGGCGAUGCUGAAUAGUUGA
Penicillium pulvis is the source of this 927-nucleotide messenger RNA. Its product is annotated as polysaccharide deacetylase family protein. Gene Ontology annotation, biological process: carbohydrate metabolic process. The transcript is spliced from 4 exons. The record is from RefSeq and is a predicted model, not a curated record. The coding region runs from base 1 to 927 and encodes 308 amino acids. Gene Ontology annotation, molecular function: hydrolase activity, acting on carbon-nitrogen (but not peptide) bonds. NCBI's taxonomy places the organism in Eukaryota, Fungi, Ascomycota, Eurotiomycetes, Eurotiales, Aspergillaceae.